CCACAACAAAAUUUUAAAUGUGUUUGAACUAACCAAACGUUGGUAUUACAUUAAAAAUAAAGGUGGUUGUUUUGGGAGCUUAAGGUCACGUGGUUGUCUGUAGAACUCAAAUCCCAUUUGCUUUUAAGGGAUGAAAGUAUUUGUUCGGGAGUGUAAAACUGAUAAAUUGCUUCUUACGUGGGAGAAUGUUUCAUCUGGCACAACGAUUCUUGAUCUUAAAAAUAGAAUUUAUUUGGAAAGAAAAAAGCCUCAAGUAAUUCGACAGAGUAUUCGUCUUGAUCCUCGUGGAAAGUCAAUAGAUGAUAACAAACGCAUAUCUGAAUUUGAAAGCACGGACAAAUCUGGGUGUAUUAAUUUCUAUUUAAAGGAUAUAGGACCACAAAUUGGUUGGCGUACGGUGUUUUUAGUUGAAUACACAGGACCACUAGUAAUAUAUGCAAUAGUUUGGCUUCUUCGACAACCUUUUUUAAAAAAUAACAUGCUUCCUCCUAUUACAUCUGACUUCUACUUGAGAAAAGUUGCCUUAGCCUGUUGGUCUGGCCACUACAUUAAACGUCUACUGGAAACCGUGUUUGUUCAUCGAUUUUCUCAUGCCACUAUGCCAUUGCGUAAUCUGUUCAUCAAUUGUUCAUAUUAUUAUGGAUUCGCUUUGUUCAUCGGAUAUUUUACAAAUCAUCAUUUAUACACACCACCUACCUUCGGUCACACACAAAUAGUUAUAGGCUUCUUCCUUUUCAUGAUUGGCGAAUGGGGAAACUUUUCAUGUCAUUUAGCAUUGAAACGACUUCGACCAGCUGGUUCAACAGUUCGACAGAUACCUUAUCCAAUGAAUGGUUGGUUUUUCACUCGUAUGUUUAACUUAGUGGCAUGUCCUAAUUACACUUAUGAGAUUAUAUCAUGGAUUGGUUUUGCUAUUAUGACGCAAACUUUACCAAUGUUACUGUCCUCCAGCUGGCCUACUUGGCAUAGUGUCCUAAACGGUAUAGUUCAAAUGAAUCUUCACGAUAUACAAACUCAACCACCAUAUUAAGAUAUCCGAUGACGGUUGGAUCAAGACUAAUCAUUAGUGAAUGCAUGAUUAUUGUGUAUAUAUUUUUACAUAUUAAAACAUCUUUUGAACAAUCCUCAAAUGGUUAACCUAUAUCAUUCAUUCUAGCUCUUAUAUUUACUAUUUGUGGAUUCCGUCAAAUGAGUGUUUGGGCUAUCAGUAAAUUAAAAGCGUAUCGUCGUGAAUUCUCGAAUUUUCCAAAAAAUCGAAAAGCAAUUGUACCAUUUAUCCUCUAAUUUCUUUUUUGUUCAUCUUUCUUACUUCAUAAUCAUUCUAUGCAUCAUUGAUAUCCCUAUUGUUACUGGAAUUGUAAUAUUCACUUUUUAUCUCUGUUUGUGGAUUAUGAGCACAAAUAUGUGUAUGUCAUUCUAAUGUAUGUUUUUUUUCUUUUCUAUAAAAUGUAAAAAGUACAUUUUGUUCUUAAAA
This is a messenger RNA of Schistosoma rodhaini, 1474 nucleotides long. The record is from the annotation of a GenBank genome assembly. NCBI's taxonomy places the organism in Eukaryota, Metazoa, Platyhelminthes, Trematoda, Strigeidida, Schistosomatidae.